AUGUCUCAAACGGAGCGUACUUGGUCUUCGUUUAGUACUUCCCAUCUCAGUAUCAAUAUAAGAGCUAGACAUUACGAUGAGAAUUACGAAGAAUUAGAAAAAUUCAUAGAUAAAAUUAACGAAUCAGUUCCAGGAUUUAAUGAAAUACAAAUGCGAUACGACAAUAACUUAAAUUUAUUAGAUGAAUUUGACAAAAUCCAAUCGAUUCUAGAGUCUGAAUGUAAAGAGGAUGACUUAGAUGAACAAUUCAAUGAACGCGAUACAUUUCAAGAUAGAUAUUAUGCUGCUUUUGAUUUUUUGAAACAAUUUAUACAAACUUUACAACCACGUCUAGAUACAAGCGUUGAACAAAAUUCAAAUUCAGUUAACAACAUUUCGUCGAAUAAUUUUGAUCCUCUUCAGAAUGUUUUAUUACCAAAGUUAAAAUUACCUAGCUUUGAUGGAGAGUUUCGUCAUUGGCUUCAAUUUAAAACCAAUUUUAAAACUAUCAUAUGUGACAAUACAAAUUUGAAUGAGAAUCAAAAAUUUCAGUUUUUAAAGGCGUCUCUAGAAGGGUACGCUUCUCGAUUUAUUGAAGGUUUAGACAGUACAGACAAACCAUUUGAAAGAGCUUGGAACCUUUUAGGUGAAAGAUUUGAUAAAAAACAAUUCUUAAUCGAUAGCCAUUUCAAGUCUAUUCUAAGUGUGCAAAAUAUUGUUAGAGAAAAUUAUAUACAAUUCCGUAAGUUAUUAGAUGAAAUUUCUAAACAUUUAACAUCGCUAGAAGGCUUAGAGUUAACUAAAGAUAUUUUAUACGACUCCUUUAUUAUUUAUAUUGUGGCCAAUAAAUUGGACAAAAAUACGAUUCGUGACUGGAAAGAAAUGAAAUAUCAUUCUGAAUUACCAACUUUGGACGAAUUUAUGAAUUUCUUGACAUUUUCUGACAUUUUACAAUGUUUGGACGAGUCUCAACAAUCAACUAAAUCCAUAGGCAAUUUAAGUAAGAAUAAGAACAAUCCAGUACAUAUGCUUUUAUCAACAAAUAAAUCAUUGUCCUGUAAUUAUUGUAAACAAGCUCAUACAAUUGAUAAGUGUCCUCGGUCAUGA
This is a messenger RNA of Diorhabda carinulata, 1086 nucleotides long. RefSeq lists its product as uncharacterized. The record is from RefSeq and is a predicted model, not a curated record. The transcript is spliced from 3 exons. Bases 1 to 1086 code for a protein of 361 amino acids. NCBI's taxonomy places the organism in Eukaryota, Metazoa, Arthropoda, Insecta, Coleoptera, Chrysomelidae.